AUGGCUCGUACCAAGCAGACCGCCCGCAAGUCCACCGGCGGCAAGGCGCCGCGCAAGCAGCUGGCCACCAAGGCGGCCCGCAAGAGCGCGCCGGCCACGGGCGGCGUGAAGAAGCCGCACCGCUACCGGCCCGGCACCGUGGCGCUGCGCGAGAUCCGCCGCUACCAGAAGUCGACCGAGCUGCUGAUCCGCAAGCUGCCCUUCCAGCGCCUGGUGCGCGAGAUCGCGCAGGACUUCAAGACCGACUUGCGCUUCCAGAGCUCGGCCGUCAUGGCGCUGCAGGAGGCGUGCGAGGCCUACCUCGUGGGGCUCUUCGAGGACACCAACCUGUGCGCCAUCCACGCCAAGCGCGUCACCAUCAUGCCCAAGGACAUCCAGCUGGCCCGCCGCAUCCGGGGCGAGCGUGCCUACAUGUCUGGACGUGGCAAAGGCGGUAAGGGCCUGGGCAAGGGCGGCGCCAAGCGGCACCGCAAGGUGCUGCGCGACAACAUCCAGGGCAUCACCAAGCCCGCCAUCCGCCGCCUGGCCCGCCGCGGCGGCGUCAAGCGCAUCUCGGGGCUCAUCUACGAGGAGACCCGCGGCGUGCUCAAGGUCUUCCUGGAGAACGUCAUCCGCGACGCCGUCACCUACACGGAGCACGCCAAGCGCAAGACCGUCACCGCCAUGGACGUGGUCUAUGCGCUCAAACGCUGUCACACUCUUGCCAUGGCUCGUACCAAGCAAACCGCUCGCAAAUCCACCGGCGGGAAGGCUCCCCGCAAGCAGCUGGCCACCAAGGCGGCCCGCAAGAGCGCGCCGGCCACGGGCGGCGUGAAGAAGCCGCACCGCUACCGGCCCGGCACCGUGGCGCUGCGCGAGAUCCGCCGCUACCAGAAGUCGACCGAGCUGCUGAUCCGCAAGCUGCCCUUCCAGCGCCUGGUGCGCGAGAUCGCGCAGGACUUCAAGACCGACCUGCGCUUCCAGAGCUCGGCCGUCAUGGCGCUGCAGGAGGCGUGCGAGGCCUACCUCGUGGGGCUCUUCGAGGACACCAACCUGUGCGCCAUCCACGCCAAGCGCGUCACCAUCAUGCCCAAGGACAUCCAGCUGGCCCGCCGCAUCCGGGGCGAGCGCGCUUAAGUCC
Messenger RNA from Suncus etruscus (white-toothed pygmy shrew), 1120 nucleotides. RefSeq lists its product as uncharacterized. The record is from RefSeq and is a predicted model, not a curated record. Lineage: Eukaryota; Metazoa; Chordata; Mammalia; Eulipotyphla; Soricidae. Gene Ontology annotation, cellular component: nucleosome. The transcript is spliced from 3 exons. The coding region runs from base 1 to 1116 and encodes 371 amino acids. Gene Ontology annotation, molecular function: protein heterodimerization activity; structural constituent of chromatin; DNA binding.